Messenger RNA from Falco peregrinus (peregrine falcon), 9406 nucleotides. RefSeq names its product actin binding LIM protein 1 (gene ABLIM1). The transcript is spliced from 23 exons. Gene Ontology annotation, biological process: cilium assembly; lamellipodium assembly; cytoskeleton organization. Gene Ontology annotation, cellular component: stress fiber; actin cytoskeleton. Lineage: Eukaryota; Metazoa; Chordata; Aves; Falconiformes; Falconidae. Gene Ontology annotation, molecular function: actin filament binding. Bases 69 to 2399 code for a protein of 776 amino acids. The record is from RefSeq and is a predicted model, not a curated record.
GUGUGCCGUGAGUAGUAGACUGACUACUUGCACUACUGGUUGCUUUCCCUAGCUUUUUCUGAAUAGAAAUGCCAUCUUUCCCCAUUUUAAACAGCGUUAGGAAGCUGUGUGGAUCAAGUAAAACUGAAGAAUUGGUGCUGGAAAAGGUGAAAUUCAGAAAUUCAGUCAAAAGGAUGUCAGUUAUUGAGGAUGGGGAUAUUGCAGAGGUCUUGUAUCUCAUUCCUAAGCAGAGUUUACUGAAGCAACUGCCCUGCUUGAAUCCAGAUGACUACUACUUAUGUGAGCAGUUAAUUGACACUCCUGAGGAUCUGGUGGCCCAUCCUCAGGAGCCCCACCACCCCUCUGAAAAGCCGGUCAUCCACUGCCAUAAAUGUGGUGAGCCAUGUAAAGGUGAAGUACUCCGUGUUCAGGCCAGACACUUUCACAUCAAAUGCUUCACCUGCAAAGUGUGUGGCUGUGACUUGGCACAAGGAGGCUUUUUCAUUAAGAAUGGGGAAUAUCUUUGCACCUUGGAUUACCAGCGCAUGUAUGGUACCCGCUGCAAUGGUUGUGGGGAGUUCGUGGAAGGAGAAGUAGUGACAGCUCUGGGAAAAACUUACCAUCCAAGCUGCUUUGCCUGUACUGUUUGCAAGCGUCCAUUUCCACCGGGCGAUCGGGUUACCUUUAAUGGAAGGGACUGUCUCUGUCAGAUGUGUGCUCAGCCAAUGUCCUCCAGUCCAAAAGAACUGUCUGCCUCGAGCAAUUGUGCUGGCUGUGGAAGAGACAUAAAAAAUGGACAAGCAUUGCUAGCUCUGGAUAAGCAGUGGCACCUGGGAUGCUUUAAGUGCAAGGCCUGUGGGAAGGUCCUAACCGGGGAAUACAUCAGCAAAGAUGGUGCUCCUUAUUGUGAAAAGGACUAUCAAGUUCUUUUUGGAGUCAAAUGUGAAGCAUGUCACCAGUUCAUUACUGGGAAAGUCCUAGAGGCCGGUGACAAGCAUUAUCACCCAAGCUGUGCACGAUGCAGCAGGUGCAACCAAAUGUUCACAGAAGGAGAAGAAAUGUAUCUGCAAGGUUCCACUGUCUGGCAUCCCGACUGUAAGCAAUCCACUAAGACUGAAGAUAAGCUACGGCCUACGAGAACAUCAUCGGAAAGCAUUUAUUCCAGACCAGGUUCCAGUAUACCUGGCUCUCCAGGCCACACUAUCUAUGCAAAAGUAGACAAUGAAAUCCUUGAUUACAAGGAUUUAGCAGCCAUUCCCAAAGUCAAGGCCAUUUAUGACAUUGAACGUCCAGACCUAAUUACUUAUGAGCCAUUCUACACUUCCGCCUACGAGGACAGACAGGAGAGACAGAGUCUUGGAGAGUCUCCAAGGACAUUAUCACCUACCCCUUCUGCAGAAGGUUAUCAAGAUGUUCGGGAUCGCAUGAUUCACAGGUCUACUAGUCAGGGCUCCAUUAAUUCUCCAGUGUACAGUCGUCAUAGCUACACACCGACCAUGUCACGUUCCCCUCAGCAUUUCCACAGACCUGGCAAUGAGCCGUCCAGCGGUCGGAACUCCCCUGUCCCCUAUCGGCCCGACAGCCGCCCUCUCACUCCAACUUACGCUCAGGCCCCUAAACAUUUCCAUGUUCCAGAUCAAGGCGUCAACAUUUACAGAAAACCGCCCAUCUACAAACAACAUGAUGCAGCUGCUUUGGCAGCACAGAGCAAGUCCUCCGAGGAUAUCAUCAAGUCCUCCAAGUUCCCAGCAGCUCACGCACCAGCACCCAACGAGAUACCAAAGAUUGAGACAGACCACUGGCCAGGUCCUCCCUCCCUUGCGGCCAUAGGAGCUGACAUGAGACGCAGAUCAAGUGGAAGAGAGGAAGAUGAUGAGGAGCUGCAGAGACGCCGACAGCUGCAGGAGGAGCAGCUUAUGAAGCUCAACUCUGGUCUGGGACAAUUGAUAUUGAAAGAAGAGAUGGAAAAGGAGAGUCGUGAUAGGUCAGCCCUUUCUGCCAGUCGUUACGAUUCUCCAGCACAUGCUUCAGCCUCCAAAACUUCUUCUCUCCCUGGCUAUGGAAAAAAUGGACUUCACAGGCCGGUGUCUACAGAUUUUGGUCAGUACAGCAGUUACGGGGAUGUGAGUGGUGGUGUUAGAGAUUUCCAGUCCCUUCCGGAUGGUCAUGUCCCUGGAAUGAGAAUGGACAGAGGAGUAUCUAUGCCUAACAUGUUGGAGCCAAAGAUUUUUCCAUAUGAAAUGCUCAUGGUGACCAACAGAGGGCGAAAUAAAAUACUAAAAGAUGUAGACAGAACCAGGCUUGAGCGUCACUUAGCACCUGAAGUUUUUCAAGAAAUAUUUGGCAUGACGAUACAGGAGUUUGACAAGUUACCUCUCUGGAGACGCAACGACAUGAAGAAAAAAGCAAGACUCUUUUAAUCUCCUUUAAACAAACCAACAAAAAAUGAUGCAUAGUGUCAUACAGUCCAAACUAUUUGAAAGCAACUACUUAUCCACCAAAAAGGGAAAAUCACAUAGUGGCACCUCUGUAUGCAGCAACUGAACAAGAUGAACAUUUGCCUGCCUGAAACACAGGGAGAAAAUAUCUGGGCUCAGAAAUAACACUGAUAGGUUUCAGAGGUGUCACCCUGUUACAUAAAAUUAUACAAGAUAGGGAACUGCUCUGUUCUUCUCCCUCAAUGAUACUCCCUUUACUUCUCUCCACAAUAUGAUGGACUUUAUUGCUAGAGCCAGGAAGUGCCCUUAGGAUGCCUUGUAGACUAAAGUAGUUGUAACCACUUCAAGAACUGGAAAAGAAUAUAUAUAUAUAUAUAUAAAAUAUAUAUAUAUAUAUGUAUGUGUGUUUGCGUGUGUGCGCACAUGUAUUUAUAUCUAUCCAUCUAUCUCUGUGUGUGUAUGUAUGUGUAUAUAUGUGUAUAUAUGUGGAGAGAAAGGUAGAUGCUCUGUAGUGAAGGAGAAGCCCUCUGUAAGUUAUCUACGUGGUCACAUUAAGUCUUUCACACAACUGUUUCUUAAUUGGCACCCUUUUGAAACGUCAUCUUCUUGGUGUGGUACAGUCUGCAAAGGUGGGCAGUCUGCUCACUCACAGUACAUACCAGUUGAAUUUGUGGGAAAUGGACUCCUUGUACUUGUACAUAUUUGCUAGGAUAUAGGAAGUGGAUUGCUGUGUCUGUUGUCAGUCUUCCCUCUUCUACACUUUCUGCUUGAAUGAAUAAGGCUGGAGCUUAACCAGUCCUUUGAAUAAUUUAGGAUCACUUAAGUAAUGGGAAUGAUGGAGAAGAGUCAGUUUUCUUGUCAUUUAGUCCGGGAGAUGGGUGGAUGGGGGUGGGAGUGACAGAGUGAGAAAAUGCUUCUCUAAGUGUGCCCUGGUUUGCACCCAGAGAUUUCAGGACAGACUCCCUGCUAGUAAUUACUAGUACAGCUCAUCAGAUUGCAGUGGAGUUGUAGGAUUUUACAUCAGCAGGGAAUAUGGUUCUCUGCAAGCUAACACAUAGAUUCAUCCCUCUUGGGGAGGAAUGUUUAUGAAUUAAAAGGUACCAUCAAGGUGCCAUGCUCUGCCAAUAGAGGCUUUUUGAUUAAAUUGCGGUUGCUGUUGUCAGUAUGGCACAGUGCAUGGGGCCAAGCACUCUUUUUAGUUAAUGUAGUUUUUCACUUGUGCUUGGAAAAGAGGGCACAGACUUUUUCUUUUUUCCUCUUUUGAAGUGUCAAAGCUCCAGCCUUGGUUAUUUUUAUUUCCCUUUGUGCCUGACUUGGUUUUUGAAGACAGAGUAAUCAUGCAAGACAGUUCCUGAGCUGCAUUAAACUCCUUUACUGCUUUCAGUCUUCUUCCAAUAUGCUGCAGCUUAAAAAACUGCCUGUAUGUACCUUAACUGCUUCUGAGCAAGUCCUAUACAGAGGAGGACAUGAGCACCAAAGUAAUUGAAUGAAUGCAUCGUGGCUGCAAGGUCAGCUUUUUCUCUUCCUUGGUGCUUAACCGCCAAUGCAUACUGCACUAAUGAGCCCAUCUCCUGAUACGGGAGAGGGUUACAUAGGUUCUGUGUCUGUUAAAGAAUAUCAAGGUUUCGGUUUUAAUGCAGAAACUUUUGGCACUGGAGACAUCAGAGCCUUUGUAUUUUCUGUUAUAUGAGACAUUGGUAUUAAAAUCUGGAAGUCAGGAAGGGGAAACAGUCCCAUGUAGUUGUGAGAUUCAUUAUCACCGUGUUGAGUUCUGCCUAUCACCAAAUGGCAUUUCACCAUGACCUGUGCAGGACAGCCCGAAUCCUGCUUCUUCUUUGCUGGUUUAGGAAAUCCUGUUGCAACAGAUCACUGUGGUUCCUUUGAUAAAAUCUGAGUUGAAGAUUCAGUAUGUGAGAGACAGAUACAAGGGGUCAGCACCUGCUCCGUGUCCCUAGAGCUAAAGUCUGGGGGACAAGCUGGAGAAUAUGCUGCCGUGUAGAUCUGGCAUCACAGUCCCCACUGGAAAGAAGUCCUCAGUGAACACUGUGACAUGUGCAAUUGUGAGCAAGCUCUCCUGGAUAUUACUGAGAGUGCAGCAUGGAUCAGUUCAACAUGUUUUACUUCAUUUUUUUAGAACAAGCAUCUGAAAGGGGUUUGAGGAAUGCUGAGAAGGAAAUGGGAAUGUUAGGGGCACUGACAGUUUGAGAUGUGUUUUUGAGUGACUGCUGAAACCAAAUCCAUACGACAAAAGAAUAGCAGUGUUUUACAGUCACAGGCUUUGUGAAGGCUGGAGUCUCAGAAACUUAGUGUUUGUCACCUGCAAGGUGUGGCUUAACUUUGAGAUGGACAUUUGAGGUUUAAUGCAUUUGAAGUAUUAAAAUUCUCUAAAUUUUGCCAGCCCACAUCCUACAGACAAUACUGUGCUGCUGCCUUCCCAACACAGUAGGCAUUGCAGGUCUUUUAGCCCAAGUCACCUUGAUAAUAAACCUUUUUGAUCUGAAGACCUGCUGUCUCAAGGAUAUGAGCUGCCAGUCUGCAUUUCUCUGUCCCCAUCUCUAGAUUACUAUUGAACUUCUCACACAAUAUAUGAAUACUUUAUCCAGUCAUUUCAGAAACGACUAAGCCAGGUUGUUUUGCCUCCUCUCACAAAAAAAAAAAAAAAAAAAAAGUUUGUUUUUUUCUUUUUAAAAAAGAGCCCAGCCUCCUAGCCUGUGAAGAAUGACAGGGUAAUUUGUAUCUGCCUCAUCAGCUGAGAAUUUUAAAGUGCAAUUGCAGCUUGGGAAGGAAUGAAGAGGAGCCAGCUUAGAUGCUGCUGAAACAAUAAAUCUCUAACUGGAUUUUUGGGCCACUGCUGGCUCAUAUCUCACUGCUGUGGAGUAUAGUCGCUCAGCUCACAGCCCUCUUCACUAGACUAAUUACUGCUUUAUUUCUGAUUGAGAACGUGAAGGGUUUUCUGAGCUGCAACUUCAUGCCUGUAGUUAAUUCCCCUUAACUAUCGCAGCUAUUUACAUAUAGACAGACCCCAAGAUAUUGCAACCACGCUGUAGCCAGCCACAGGGAGCGGAGGGGGUGGGGGUGUUUUCUGUAGUGGGCUGUUAGUUGUCACUGCAACAUUUCUGUUUUUUCAUCUGGUCUUCCCACCUAAUAAAAACCGAAAUGUACCUCCUGGGAGAAUUUUCUUUGUAAGCAAUGAAUCAUUUUCCUAGUAUCAAUUGAGUAGCGUUUUCUUGGGCACUUCUUUUUAAUUUCCCUCUUCGGUAUUCCCUUGAGACAUGUCAGGAGUUGUUAAAGGUCCCUUCCAACCCAAACCAUUCUGUGAUUCUAUUAAUAUGCUUUAAGUGCAUGCUUGCAUUCUUCUGUCUCCUGCAAAGCAUUUGAGCUUCUGAUAAAGUCCCAUCAAACUCGGUACUGUCAACAGAAUGUCAUUGACAAAAGCACUGAAAACUGAUUGCUUUUGUUUUAUCUCCCCCUUUCUGCUUUAGGAGUGAUGUAAGAGCAAGGACCUGUCGAAACAUUACAGAGUAACCACACGUAAUGUGCGAAAUGGCAUUAUGUACACAUGCAGGUUCUCAAACACAGGUGCACAUGUAGCAUGCAUACUCCCCAUUUGGAGUUGAGGUACUAUGUGAGUAGUUAACAUGGAAUUUCCAAAUAGUGCGUAGUGGUGAAUACAUAGUGGUCAUUAAGUUACGAAGUUUGUCACUUCCAUACAUGCUUGUAUCUGCAGGGCUCGUGGAUACCUGUGGUGUACUGAGUGUGCAAAAGGUGAAAGGGUCAGUCUCUCAAAUCAGGGAAGUGCCAGGCUGGCCACAAGUGAUACCAUAGAAAAGGCCUCCCUGGGUAUAUGUGAAGGUUUCCAGCACCCAGCCCUGGCAGUGCUUAGGUGGAAGGGGUAAUACCCUGUGCAGUAGUCUUCAUAGUAACGCGGAAUCCAGAGAUCUGAUUACUGGGUUUGGUGACCUCUGCAGAUACUGGUCUGAUAACUUCCAUAUGAACAAGUAGAGAACUGUUUCCGUGUUACAGUGGGAACAGCUGGCCAUGUCCUCUAUACAUGUGCCUUAACAGCAUAAGGUUCAGCCUACUGUGAGUCAGAAGUUGAAACAGAUAUGUUGAAAUAAGUAUGUUGUUCAUAGUCUCUGAUGGUAGUAGAAUUAAGCCAACUUGAAGAGCAGAUCUGGAAAUUACUAAACUGUCCACUAUUUCUCAAUGAAGCGAUGUGAUCUACUGUGGCCUCAGUUCAGGAAGCUGAACGUAGGUAGCAUCUCAACUCUGCCAGUGUCCUAUCCAAAACCUGCUAAACUUUCUGUACAACUGCAAGUCAGUUCUUGUGAAGUUUGCUCGCAGAAUUUCUUCCUUUUUUUUUUUUUCUUUUUUCUUUCUUUUUUUUUUUUUCUUAAUUACACCAAUGUCAUGCUGGUUUCAUUUCAGACAUUUUAGAGGCAUCUCAGAGAUAUAUUUGUUUUCAUUUUGGUUAGUAGCCUUUCAUGAAAUAUGGUUUGUGAUGCUUUGUGGACGUAGCUGCACUGUGCUGCAAGAGGUUAGACUAGGGGAACAGGAAGUUUCUUAAUAGCUGCAUGUGGGAAAAGAUAGCUCUGUGGCUCUAGCAGUGCUUUUACUUCUGUCAAGACAGAUGUCAUCUCUCCUUGCAAAGUCCAAUAGCCCUAAGUCUGUGGGCCCAGCACUGAAGUGCUUGCUGCCCUUUCCCUGUUGCAAUUUGGAAGUCCUUUCUCAGCCCUGUAGUUCAGAUGUCUUGUUGUUCAGGGGAGGUCAUUAGGAGUCACUUUUGUAAAAGUUUGUUAUGCUGAAAUCAGAUACAUUUUGAAUUUGAUACAUUUGAAGUGAAAUCCCUUUCCACCAGCCAUGUUUUUCCUGGUCGGGUAAAUCGAUGGAUGGAGAAGGAUUACGUUCUGGGAAGAAGGAGAGCUGGCAUAAGCUUGAUUUCUCCAGGGUUUGCCAGUGUGGUGUUUAGCAGACCUAGAAGAAAACACGGGCAUGAGCCUGUAGUACCUAUUUCAAAUUGGGUGGGAGAGUCAAGUUUGGAGUCCAGAGUCCAUAGCUUACAAGCAUCUACACUGAAAUUAAUGCUAUAAAGUGUUAAAACAAGUGACAGAAAAAUUAACCAAUUUUUUUUUACCAAAUGGUAAAAAUAUGAACAUGCUCUAAACUCAUCUUGAAAUGACUUACCUUGGCUCAUGCUGACUUAGGAGGAGAUCUUGGCAUAUUUGGGCCAUAGCCUCGUAGAGCAGGCUAAAUGGAAACCAGCCUUUCCCCCACUCCAUGAUUCACUGCUUUCCUUCGGAAGGCAUUUGUGGAGGAGGAUGUCCACAUCCUGGAAGUCACCUAUGGCGGUGUGAUAUACCAGUCAGUGUGGAAACAAGUGCAGGAAACAAGAAUAUCAACUCAUCUGUCCUAGUGUGAAAUGCCACUCAUCUUUCCAUGCCAGAGACACGCUUAGGGCUGGACCCCACAGCUCCCUUCCCCAUUCAAUUAGCCCCAGGUCAUGGCCCAGUUCAUGCCCCACCAAACUUUUUGGCCCUGUCAAGACACCUGCUGGACUCCAGCAUAGUCUUCAGGGCAGACCAGCAAGGGCUGGUCUUGACAGUAUGUGUUAUGGUUUUACCCCAUUGCUAUGUAAUGAAGAGUUAGCGCGAGCUACUGAGCACUGUGAUAGCAGUACAACGCGCCUUUCUCUUGGUGUAGAAACACCCCUGUCGCUGCGGGUUGCAGUGCUGCUCUGGCUGGUGAGUUUUGCCUUGUGAUUUCUCCCACACACCUUUAUGUGCUUAAUAAAAUAAGAAAAAAAAAUCUAUCGCAAUGCAAAGAUACAGAGUUUUUAAUCAGACAAUUCUGCUGGCAGGAGCUAUGCGACGCCCGCAUUUUGGCAGGGAAAGAAUAAGAAGUAUUAAUUUUAAUGUAAGCAUCAGUGCAGGAAGUGAGAAGGUAAUUGGCCAUUAAUGUUGUUUGCCUGUAUGCAAAAUAAAUUAUUUGUUGCCCAAAGGGCUUGUAACAAGGAAAUAGAUUUCUGCUAAUGAUUUGCUAAAAAAUGCUUGUCUGUGUGAAGAGGUAAUACUUCCACAUGCAUUGCAGUCUGUCUUUGGAGGCAAGAAGAGAUGACGGAAGGCAAACAGUGACCUGUUUUGUCAGGAUCACCGCAGUUAAUACAAGUGUUUCUCCCAGGACUUGCAAAGCUGAGGUCCACAGGACCUUGCUCCGAGGCAUUAGGAGAUGAGGCAUUUCAAGCAGCAGAAGCAGCGAUGGGAAUUCCAGCGGUGCCUUACCAGGCCGAGUCUCUAGCUCCCUUAGGCGCUUUGACAGGUCCCACUGGACACUUGCCUGGGCUUUUAUGGCUAAACACUUUCAGAAUGCACUUCCCCCCCCACACCCCCAGAUGCAAAACCACUGAUAUCAGCGGAGCCUCUCACAUCCGCACGCUUUGGAGCACGCUUUUUCUCGGCUGGCUAAACCAGGAGAGUCUCUGACCGCUGUGCACGCCCGCAGCAACAAGCUCUUUAUGUCAUUACCAGAUCAGUCCUAUCCAAGCAGUGCAGCUUGGUCAUUGCUGACAACUCUUCCUGUAAGGGGGCCUUACAGCUGGGGGCUUUUUUUUAAGCUUUGGAAACUGAUACUAAUUUUUCAAAGGUAUAUGUUCCUUUAAAUCAGUAGAUUUUGGCAAUAGGGUUUUUUUAUUAUUUUAUUUUCCUCUUCUCCCUCCACAUGUUACAAACCAGCGUUUCGGGGAGGUGUCCCUGUUUUUCCAUUCAUCUGUGAGACAGCUCUCUUUCUGAGUCUCUGUAAAAGUGAAUCAAUGUCUUGUCCAUACAGUAAGUCUGCUUGUAUGCAUAAUGAAAAGUUGAGCUGGAUUGCUGUUCUGUACAAUUAGUGUUUCCACUGUCAUACCGCAAACAGCACAUAUUGCACCCCUGUGCCACUGUAAUCUGCAUCACUGUUGUACUCAAGUCAACGAAUAAAGUUUGGAGCUUUAUUCUUAA